Messenger RNA from Trichoderma gamsii, 1641 nucleotides. RefSeq lists its product as hypothetical. Gene Ontology annotation, cellular component: membrane. Gene Ontology annotation, biological process: carbohydrate transport; transmembrane transport. The transcript is spliced from 5 exons. Lineage: Eukaryota; Fungi; Ascomycota; Sordariomycetes; Hypocreales; Hypocreaceae. The record is from RefSeq and is a predicted model, not a curated record. The coding region runs from base 1 to 1641 and encodes 546 amino acids. Gene Ontology annotation, molecular function: carbohydrate:proton symporter activity.
AUGGCGGGUCUCCAGAUUUGGCGCCAUGUGCCGGGCAAGGUCCUCUUGUUCUUAAUUAACCUCGUCGCGGCGACGGCUCUAAUUUUCGAAGGAUACAAUCAGGGUGUCCUCGGAACUGUUAGCGCCACGCCCGGCUUCAUCAAAAUGGCUGAUAUUGGCCACGAUGGGGUCGUAACCAACACGACCAAGCAAGGCGGGCUUGCCGCAGCGUAUUAUUUCGGAGGCAUGUGGGGGUGCUUCAUAGGUGGAUGGGUUGGCGAUAGGAUGGGACGCAGAGGGGGUGUCCUCAUUGGAACUGCAUUUGGCAUCCUCGGCGCAGCCCUCAUGGCCGGCAGCCAAAACGCCAGCAUGUUUAUCUGCGCGCGUGUCAUUGCAGGCAUCGGCAUCGGCUUCAUGAAUGCCAUUAUCCUGCCGUGGGUCAGCGAGCUAUCCCAGUCGCACGACCGCGGCUCCAGCUUCUCUCUCGUCUUCGUGGCAAACUACCUGGGCAUUGUCAUUGCUUACUGGAUCAAUUUCGGCAUUCGCAACUCCAACCUCGAGUUCCGCUGGAGAUUCCCUCUGGCAUGGAUGAUAAUUCCGCUUCUGGUAGUCGACGUGGCAGUGCCGCUGCUACCUGAAUCUCCCAGAUGGCUCAUUGCCAAUGGUCAACGCGAGCAGGCCAUCGACAUCCUGUGCCGGCUCCGAGGAGACCUCAGCCCCAACGACCCUAUAAUAACCGCCGAGGUCGAGCAGCUGGACGCCAUCGUUGAAGCAACCCAUCACAAGCGCAACGAUCUCGCCAACAUUGUCCUCGGAGGCCGCUUCUCUGGGAAGCUGCACCUUGGUCGACGAGCUGUCCUCGGCUUCGCCCUGCAAUGGAUCCAGCAAUGGACGGGAAUCCUCGCCAUUGUGGGAUGGUCCAGUGUCCUCUUCGAGCUGGCGGGAUUCGACGCCUAUAAAGCUCUUUGGCUCGCGGGCCUGGCCAACACCUUUGGCGUGCCAGGAACCGCGGCCGCAGCUUUUGUCAUUGACAAAAUGGGGCGGGUCAAGUCGCUCAUCACCUCGUUUGCCAUCCAGGCUGUGUGCCUGUUCUUGGUCGCCGCCCUGAUCAAGACAUCGCAAGACCAUGCCGCGGCUGACCCAGAACUAUCGCAGCGGCUGGGCACUGCGGCAGCCAGUUUCGUCUUCAUUUAUGUCUGGUUCUUUACUAUGUUCAAUAUCAUCCCCUGCUGGAUAUAUGGCACAGAGAUCUGGCCGCAGGAAGUCCGCGCCAAAGGAUACAGCUUCACCAUCUUUGGCUGGGCCACAGGCUGUGGCUCAACCACGCUGAUCAUGCCCAUCUUUCUAAGCAGAAUUGGAUAUGGCACGUAUCUCUUCUUCGGGGCGAUGAACGUUGUUGUUGCCCCGAUUGUCUGGCUCAUCUUCCCCGAGCUUGCCAAUCGCACUCUGGAGGAGAUUUCGCUUCUCUUCACGAGCGACAGCUUGCUGGCCAGCGAGAACAUGAAGGAAUACCAUCGUCGCAUUGGCGAAGCGGGGGGCAACACUGCCGUUGCAGCUAGACAGCUCCUGGAUGAAGUCGACGGCAAGGACGCGGCAGACACUGUGGAGACUGCAAGCCCCGAUGAGAAGAGAGUUGACGUUAAUCACAGCGCUAUUAUGUAA